Molecule: messenger RNA, 3135 nt
Organism: Magnusiomyces paraingens
Lineage: Eukaryota; Fungi; Ascomycota; Dipodascomycetes; Dipodascales; Dipodascaceae
Exons: 1
Coding region: 1-3135 (1044 amino acids)
Biological process (GO): tRNA methylation; wybutosine biosynthetic process
Molecular function (GO): tRNA methyltransferase activity; protein binding
Source: RefSeq, a predicted model, not a curated record
AUGGCUCUCGAAGAACCCAAAUUUCCCAAAAAUUUGCCCGAUAAUCAGCAAAAAAUCAAUAAGAGCAAAGAUGAGAAAAAACAGCGUUUAGUUAAAUCAAAAGUCACUGCGCGCAAUGAGAAGAUUCAGGGCACAAACGAUUCUUCUAUAGUUUCCAAGCGUUCCGUCGAAAGGUUAUAUUGGUCUAAAAGAACUCCUGGAAUUAAUGGGAAAAUAAUCCAAGAUCAAAAGUCAAUUGUUGAAUUUUUUAGACCGUUUGUCUCUAAGCCUCAGCGAAGAUCUCCAACCAUCAACCGAGGCUAUUGGACAAGAAUGGAAGCUAUUAUGAAUCAUAUUGAGUUCACAAUCAAGUCUAGUCCAUGCUCUAAAAAUGUUGUUGUUGGUCUUGGUGCUGGCUUUGACCCAUAUCCAUUUCAAUACCUGUAUAAUCAUGCUCAAGAAAACAAAAACUCUGAAAUCGUUUUUUUGGAUGUUGAUUUUCCCGAUUUGAUUAAACGUAAAGUAGCAAUGAUUAAACAAGCUCCUGAGAUUUUAAACGUUAUUGGGGAACAAUUGCCAGUAUCUGAAAAACUUAAAGAUGCUGUUCAGCUUAGAACCAGUUCAUAUAUUGCACUUGGCUGUGAUUUGACUAAAUUAAACGAUUUCACUGCUGCUUUAGAAGGUUUAUUUGAUUCAGAAAAUACCGUUUUUACAUUUACAGCAGAGGUAUCUAUUACCUAUAUGCCUCAAAAAGAUGCUGAUUCUGUUAUUGAAUGGGCAUCUAAGUUUAAGCACUCUCGAUUUGUGCUGCUGGAGCAAAUUCUUCCGUCGGGUCCUGCCCAUCCAUUUGCAAAAACAAUGUUAAAACAUUUUAAUCAACUAAAUACGCCAUUAAACAGUGUAUUGAAGUAUCAACAGGUAGCGGACCAAAAACAUAGGUUUAAAUCUCUUGGCUGGGCUACAGUUCAAGCAUCAGAUUUAGCUACAUUUUAUGAUACAGCUAUAACGAAUGAACAGAAAGAGUUUUUAGACUCGACCGAAGCAUUUGACGAAUGGGAAGAAUUUAUUCUUUUUUGUCAACAUUAUGUUAUUCUAUUUGCUUCAACAAACAAAUUAGAUCAGUCACCAUUUAUUAACGAGUUUUCUUUGGUGGACACUUUGAUAACAAAACCCCAUUAUAACAUUAUAACUAAGGCGGCACCUGUUUCAUUCCACAAACGAUUUGCGGGGGGAUCAAAAUUUUCAUCAAAUUCACUUAUUAGUAAUGGUGGUCUUUCCACAAACAGAACAAAUGAUAGCAUUUUGAUUUCAACUGACAGCUCUACUUCUUUUGUCAUGGAGCAAGAAACAUUACAAGAACGAAUGUGUCAUACCCUUACAUAUCUUGAAAGCAGCAAACAGAUCAUGUUGGUAGGUGGACGAUUGGCUCCAAACAAGCCUCUGAAAGACUGUUGGUUAUUAUCUGAUAGUAAAUGGGAAAAAGUUCAGGAUCUUCCAUCUCCUCGAUAUAGGCAUCAUACAAUUUCGACCAAAGAUGAUGAUGUUAUUGUUUUUGGUGGUCGUGGAUUAAAAACAGAUUCGAUGGACUGGGUCAAAUUUGCUUCUGGUUCUUGGAAACCGUUAAAUUGCACUGGUGAUAAGUUACCAAAUUUAUACAGCAGUGCAGUUGCAUGGGAUAAAUCAAAUUCAAAUGGCUAUAUUUUUGGAGGUUAUAUGAAUAACAAUACCCUUAAUAAAAAUGUUUUCUAUUUUGAGAUAUCAUCAUCAGGUGUUCUAAUAACUGAUAUUUCUAACAAUUUUGAUGCCGACAGUAAACUUUUACUUAGCAGAAUUGGAGCCAAGGCAAGCUUUUUAAAUGGGUUGAUAUAUGUGGUAGGAGGUGUUAGCGACAGUCGGACCAAGAAUAUGAAUUAUAUGGUUGUUGAACUUAAUCCUAAAGACAACAAAGUAUCUCCUCUUCGAUACACUGAUAAUCUGUUAAAUUCUAGUUCGUUGGAAACUUCACCUAUUUUGGUUGGUUUCAACAUGGAAGUUCUUAAUGAUUCCUUAGUUACAUAUGGCGGUGGCGCUGUUUGUUUUUCAUUUGGCUCUUUUUGGGAUGAUAUAACGAUUUUCCAACCUCAAGAAUCUAAUUUGAAAAGUCUUCAUGUUAUUCACAAAUCUGCUAAAUUAUUCAGUCAUAUUCCGCUAAAAAAAGAACAUUGCAAGAAAUCCGACAUCCCUUUAUCUGCCACAGAAGUUGAUCUUGAUUUGAUAGGUGCAUCCUUCCAAGAUUUCUUGGAAAAGGUUUAUAUCAAACAAACACCUAGUGUGUUUCGUCAUUUAGACCUGGGACCAUGUUUAGAAAAAUGGAAAGAUCCAAGUUAUCUCAAAAGUACCGUGGGUGAAGAUUAUGAAAUUAUUGCUCAUAUUUCUGAAGCAUCUAAUAUGAAUUUCGCUGCUAAAAAUUUUGAAUAUAAAACAAUGCCAUUUGGGGAUUUCGUUUCCAAUGUUUUUGCACAAAAUAAUUUAAAGAAGUAUUAUCUUAGGUCUUUGUCAACAGAUAAUCCUAAAACACAUCCAGCUAUUUUUCGACAAGAUUUUCCCCAACUCGAAAAAGACUUCAUUUUACCACCUUCACUUGCAAAUCUAAAUCAAAUUCAAUUCUCUUCCCCACUUCGUAUAGCAACACCCAAUACCGCAAUUUGGUUGCAUUAUGAUGUUACAGCUAAUGUUUUGUUUCAGAUUGUUGGUCGCAAAACUGUACGCCUUUAUGCGCCUUCAGAAGUUUCUCAUCUACAUAUAUCUCCGGGCGCCUCAACGUCUGUUAUCGAGGAUAUAUUUGCAUAUAAUACCGAAGAUUUGGCUCUGAACUCACAGCCUCUUGAAGUUGAACUGCACCCUGGUGAUGCAAUUUUUAUUCCAGCAUGCUGGCUGCAUGCUACCAGGUCUGAGGAAUCAUCUAUCUCACUCAAUUAUUUUUGGAGAGAUUUGGACGCUCGGCAUUAUGCCGCAGGAAAAGAUGUAUACGGUAAUAGAGAUCUGGCAGGAUAUGAACAAGGCCGAACAUCAAUCAAUAAACUUGUUAGUUCAUUUGAUGGAACUCCUCCCGAAGUAAAAAAGUUUUAUUUACUACGCUUAGCAGAUGAGCUGAACAGCUGUAUCCAGAAUCUGUAA